AUGGCGAAUACAUCGUCGUAUUUGGGCCACCCCGAUGGUCGCCCCGACAAGUAUCGCACCCCUUCGCCCCCGCGACGCGCCGUCGAGCCGAUCUCUCCCUCUCUCGACCACAGUUUUCAAGUGCCGUGGAACGAGCGCAGUGCUUUCCGCCCAUCGAGUCUCGAUCGAGCCUCAUAUGGCCAGGGAAUUCAAGGCUCUCGAGGCUCAAUUGGCGUGAAUCAGCGUCACGCUUCUCUUGAGAAACGCGGAAACCACCCAAAACCCGGCCAUGGUCACCACCGCACGAACUCAAGUAUCGAAACCCUUGCCAACAUUGCACUGGCAACCAGUCCAACGUUUCCUUCACUUCCAUAUGAACUCUCCCAAAAUACAGCCGGUGCAGGUUCGCCGCCUUUAUUCCCCUCGGCUGAAUCAGAACUGGAACGACCAACAAAACGUGCACGAUCUGAGAGAGCCAUGUCGCCCACGUCGCAGCGCGUUGAAACCCGACCAUACACCAGCCAUGUUUCCGUCCCAGAUAGUAUGAAGACUGACGCUGAGCUUCUCUUAAACUUUGCUCGACCAAGCAAUUUUCCUACGACUCAUCGCUACCCGCAAUCCAUUAACGGCUUCACCCAGCCAUACCAACAUUUUCCAAUUGAUCAGAAAUGGCCUAUACACAAUGACGCUAGCCUGAAAUUUCAGGAUACCUCAAUUCCAUGGCUAUCUAGGAAUCCCCAUUCGCCUUCACGUCUACGAUCUCAUUCGGACGGAUCCGCAGCCAUUGCGCGUCCCGUCAUUCACGGAAUGCGACCAAACACUAGUUCGUCGACGUUGCCUGCCGUCACCUGGGAGAGCGAUCAACCUCCACAAAUUGAUGCGUUUAGCUCAUACAAAUUAUCUGAGGAGCAUAACGCCGGAAUCCCAAGGCCUCAAGGUCUCCCAUCCUCUAUAGACGGAAAAUCCAUGGAUACUCUCUUGGAAGCAAAGGAAGAGGAUGGAAAGUCGGACGAGUCCACACCGGCAAGCUGUGCAGCAUGCCACCUUGUACGGAUGGGCGUCAAUGGGGAAGAUCAAGGUGAAGAUACUUGGAUCAAUUGCGAUGGCUGUGAGCGUUGGUUUCAUAUUGUCUGUGCAGGCUUCAAGAAUGAUCGUGAGGUGCGCACAGUGGAUAAAUUCAUAUGUCGAAACUGUCGGCCAGUUCACGGCCAGACCACUUUUGUCCGCAAGUCCUCUCGCGCUAGGACAGCCAUCGACUAUGCAGGUUUGAACCAGGGUCUAGUUAAGACAUCGACCGAUUCUCAUGAACAUCACUACAUUCAACCUAUCAAAGACGGCAAGAUAGAGUUUCUGCCUGAAAGCUUUCCACGCAUGAGAGCCGAGUUGGUCACUGCUGAAUUCUUUGAACGCGGCGUGGGCAUGACGGAGCCUAUAAUUAUACCAGCUGCGUUAAACCCUCGCACGUUACCCGAUACUACAGAUGAGAAGGCCGACUUUGACCAAUUACUUAGCGAAGCACAGACGCAGGAAAUGUUUGAUGAUCUCCUCGAUAAUUACCCUGGUGAGUCUGAAGUGGUCAUCGACUGUGGACAGGACGUGUUAGAUAUGGUUGUCCCUCAAGGUCUGACCGUGCGGACUGUUGCUCAACUUUACGGUCCAGAAGAAAGAGUCGAGGUGAUAGAUGUCAAGUCUCAGCAAGGAGAGGACAAGAGGUGGAAUAUGCAGAAAUGGGCAGACUACUACGAAAGCACGGGAGCAAAGGUUGUGCGGAACGUCAUCAGCUUGGAAGUGUCUCAAAGUCAGUUAGGAAGACUCAUCCGUCGGCCUAAGAUAGUACGCGACCUCGAUUUACAAGACGCUGUCUGGCCUGAGGAGUUGAAAGCAAUUGGCGAUUAUCCUAAAGUUCAAUUUUACUGCUUGAUGUCGGUGGCAGACUGCUAUACAGAUUUCCACAUUGAUUUUGGAGGAUCCUCAGUCUACUACACGAUUCUUAAAGGAAAGAAGACAUUCUUUUUCAUUCCUCCAAAGGAGAAACAUCUGAAAAAAUACGAAGAAUGGUGCAAUUCUCCAGCACAAGAUACAACUUUCCUUGGAGAACAAACCAAAGAGUGUUACCGGGUUGAUUUGGAAGAAGGUGAUACAAUGCUUAUUCCCGCUGGCUGGAUUCAUGCUGUGUGGACUCCGGAGAAUAGUCUGGUCAUUGGCGGUAACUUCCUCACGCGCAUGAACUAUGGUAUGCAGAUAAAGGUCGCGAAGAUUGAAAAAGACACCAAAGUUCCUCGAAAAUUCAGAUAUCCUUUCUUUCAAAAGAUCCAGUGGUACACGGCUUUGAAGUAUCUGAACGAUGAUCCUAUCUCAGAGCCUGUUCUGGAUGCUUUCUCUCGCAAUGAAAAUUACCGAUUCUACCGACAAUUCCCUAUUUAUUAUGAAUUUGAAGAACGACAAAAUCGUGCGGCUCCAGGGGAUGCAUAUUACAAUGCGCGCUUCUACUCCCAGGCAGAACUGGAAGGGCUGCCGCAGUUAUUGAGCUACCUCCUACGAACAGCCCUUAUUGCAGGUAACUAUUGUGUGGACGGUGUUACGAUGGAAGCUAGGAAUGCAAUCAGGCGCUCUAUUCCUAAGAUGCAAGGCGAUCCGGUUGACGUUGUCAAGAAGUUUGCCGUCUGGAUAGCUUGGAAACGAGGGAAUGAGACAGCCCCCAAUUGGAUCCAUCCCGGUGUCAUAUCCAUCAAUUUCAAGAUCGAGCAAGCAGAGAAAAGACCCGCAGGGCGACCAAGUCGACGGUCUGAGCGACAUGCAGAUGCUCAGAAGAUGUAUGCAGAACGACAAAGUCUUCAAUUGGUGCCUGAUCUGCCAUUAGAAACGCAAAGUACUGCUGGGCCAGUCUCACAGCUUCCCGAGAACAAUAUACCUGUUCCUCAGCAAACCCCUGUGGCUGUCCCUGCUGUAAAAGAAGAAGCUUCUAAACCACGAAACCCGAAUAAAGGCUCCGGUCUAGGUCCGAAGCGGGUAGCUUGUGAUGCAUGCCGUAAGAGACGAAUACGAUGCCGUCACAAGGAUGAGCAAACUGAAUCGAUCGCUAUUACCUCUCCCGAGAAGCCUAUUACUACCAAUAUGUUUGACGCAGUCGACCCAUACCGACAGUCAAUAUUAGCUCAUGACGCAGCAUCCGUAUUGAACGCAUUGGCGUCCGGUGCACUCAAGUCAAAUGUCCACGAAAAUGGGAACAAUCUGACACUCGAUCAUAUUGACGGGUAUUCUCGAAACAACGUGAAUGUUACUAUGAUGGGUAUGCCACCAGUUUCCUUUUCUCGCCCAAUGGAUACCAGCCCGAAUGGAGUUGGUAGCGCAAAGAAGGGCAGAAGCAAAGCCUGUGAUGAGUGCCGCAAGAGCAAGCGUCGAUGCAUUCAUGAUGAAUAUGGGCGAAUUGAUCCAGUCAAGGCUCAGGAACGUGCUAAACCUCGCGCAACACCAUCAGCCAAGCGCCCGAGACCGAAUGACGAUGGAUUGACUCCAAUAAUCUACAAACGGCCCAAGCCAGAUGCGCCAUUUGUCCCAUCAGAUGCUUAUCAUCCAGGUUUAGAAGGCAAUCAGCUUAUGCCAUCUGGGUUUGCCCUUCCCAGCGGUCAUGAUCUCUACAGACAUGAACAUGAAGAUUUAUCUAAUGCUCAUUCCCCGCCAGAAGAGAAAUUAGAGCAACAUCAGGCAAAGGAUGUCCCGACGGAACACGUUUCCUACGCUUCUCCGCCGGCUGUGAAGACUGAUGGAGAUACAGAGACGCUAGUCUCUGGACAGAGACAAUCCACCCACCCUACGAAUCCUCUAGUAUCACCGCCAACGUCACUCGUGGGAGAAGUGGAAGUCUCACUUGGACAUGCCAAUGAGGAGCUCCAUGGCUCCCUUGAAGGGGAUAUGGAGCUUUUGUACACGCCAACAUCGAGUUCUCGCCAUUCUUCUCGUCAGCCCCGCCAGAUAGACAGAUAUAUGCCGGAUCAAAUUCCGACCAAACCCACAGUACCACGACAAGGGUCUCGACAAACCUCAAGCGGAGCUACCAAGAUACCUACUAAACCAUCCAGUGCGCCGUCUUCCACCGCAAAGAAGCCGUUAUCCCGACCGACAUCAUCUCACAAAAAGAGCGCUUCGCCUGCAGUUGAGAAGAAGCUGACAUCAUCCCCAUCCACCACCAAGAUGGUGAAGCGAGAGCGUAACAGCUUCACGACGGACGACGCUGACCCCGAUAGCCUGCGGCUGAUCAGAGAAAUACAGGAACAAGAAUUUGGUCUUCGACGGCGCCAAGCACGAGUCUUGUGA
This is a messenger RNA of Talaromyces proteolyticus, 4293 nucleotides long. Its product is annotated as putative PHD finger and JmjC domain protein. Gene Ontology annotation, molecular function: DNA-binding transcription factor activity, RNA polymerase II-specific; histone demethylase activity; transcription coregulator activity. The record is from RefSeq and is a predicted model, not a curated record. The transcript has 2 exons. Gene Ontology annotation, biological process: protein demethylation; regulation of transcription by RNA polymerase II. Bases 1 to 4293 code for a protein of 1430 amino acids. Lineage: Eukaryota; Fungi; Ascomycota; Eurotiomycetes; Eurotiales; Trichocomaceae.